AUUCCGUUGUAAUGUUUUGGACUCAUCUGCGCUUUUUCAAAUAAAUUAUGGCGGUUUCAAAAUUUUAUCUAAAAUAUGUGUUUCUAAUAAUAAUAUUACUCGUUGUGGGGGCUGAGUGUUCAAAAUUGAAUGUGCCGCGAGUACUUUUGCCAAUUUUUAAUGACUUCUCUAUGAAAUUCACUCUAGAAGCCACUGAAGGCGGUUGCUAUAAAUGGAGUACAACCAGGAAUGAUAUAAUUCAAUUGACCCUUGUGGAUCCUGAUCCAGAAGAGGAAUGCUCCACAAAAGUCAUAGUAAGUACUGUCACAAAAGAAGCUGCCAGAAAUAUGGCUGUUGUCCUGGCUGAAGACGUUCAUUCAAAACAAAUGCUCAGAUGUGAUGUAAUGGUUGAUGUUAUUCAUGACCUAGUCAUUUCCACAACAACUAGAGAACUAUUCAUGGAGGAAGCACCAGAAGAUUUCCAGAUUACAGCUUAUGAUGACCAAGGUAAUGAAUUUUCCACAAUGGAAGGAGUGGAAUUUGAGUGGAAUAUAGUAUCACUGGGUCCCAAUAAAGAUGCAGUUUUGAGGUAUAUAACUUUCAGAGAUUCACCUUAUGAAACACCCCCUGCUAUUGCACCUUUGGAACAGGAAGGGAAAAAAGGUUAUUCUAUAUUAUUAGAAGGUGUCAAGAGUGGUUCAGCUAAAGUUUCAGUUCGAUUACCCCAUCCAGAAUAUAAACAUGUUCCUACCAAAGAAGUCCAGUUGAUGGUAGUUGCUAACUUACUGAUCACACCCCCAGAAGUAUAUGUAAUGCAGGGGGAUACUGUGCCUUUCAAGAUAUAUUUUUUGAAAAAUGGUAGAAUGGAAGAGAUAACACUACCAGACUCACAGUAUUAUCUACAAGCAGAGAAUGAAGAAAUUAGUUAUACUAACAAAAAGACUGGAAAUGUCACUGCAUUGAAGGAAGGUGACACUAGAAUAGUACUCAGAGAUCGUAAUGUUGGUAAAGAUGAUCCUUUGAUGAAAUUACCAGCAGCACAUUUUCAUGUUGUCAAACCAGACUAUAUUGUCUUGAAUAUCCUACCACACAAAAAUUGGGCUGUUCUAGUGGGUGAUCAUCAUGAUAUUGUGGCAGAGAUAUAUUCAAGUACUGAUCACAAACUUUAUAUUGGAGGAUCUGUCCAGCUUUACAUGGAUGUAUCUCCUGAAUUUGUAGUAACAUCUCGUUCAGCAAAUGGCAGCUGGCUCACAGGUUAUGGAAUCAAAUCAAGCAUCGCCACUGUCCAAGCAUCGUUAGAUGGAGUUUACCAUGAAAAAACCGGCAAAAUAAAGUUUGAUAAGCCUGUAACAGCUAAGGGAGAGCUGUUGAUAUAUCCCAGAAUAACUAUUACUCCAUCAGAAAUUAUAUUACCGUGGGAUCCUAUAAUCAGACCAAAAUAUGAUGUUGAUUUGGUUGCCAAAGGGGGCGAUGGGAGAUUCUUAUGGUCGAGCAGUGACCACAAUAUAGGAAUGGUAAGCCAAACUGGGCAUGUGAGAACGCAUUCCAAUGGUUUCUUUGAAGUGUCGGCCGUGAUGUUGCGUAAUCACCAUAACCGCCAAUCCGCCAAAUUCAUCAUAUUACCCCCAUCCCAUCUAGAAAUCGUUGAAUUCGUCAUGGAAGCUGAAGUUGGGUCUCCGGUUUAUUUACACAUUGCUCUCUAUGCUGAACAAGAAAAAGACGGUACCACUAUACAAUUGCCUUUCACUAAGUGUCAGGCUUUACCUUUUCAUAUCAAGCAGUCCGAUACGAAGUUUAGACAGAACAAGACUGCCAUAUUAUCUCCAAUUGGAAUAUCUUGUGGAAACAUCGCAAUGACCGCCUUGGAUGUUGGAACGAGCAAGGUUACUGUAACUUACUUUCAAGAUGGCAAGGCCCUCGAAGACUCUGUAACUCUCAGUGCAUACAAAUCUUUAGUGCGCCUCGAACCCAAACGUGAAGUUGUUCUUUCUAUUGGAACUUCGAUUAAUUUGGUGUUCGCCGGUGGCCCGAGACCAGUCUUAGGAAGAAUGGGGGAUCAUCAAAGGAUAGUCGUCAGUGAAGACGAGACUAUUGCCAAAGCUUCGGAUGUAACACAGUUCUACACCUUGCCUGGCGAAGAUUACACCAUAGUCCAAGUUUUUUGUAAUAAGCUUGGUGAGACCGAUAUCAAGUUGAUGAUUUCGAAUACCCCUACUGUGUCAAACUGUAAAACGCAGACGAGUAGUAUCACUACUAGAGUAACGUGUGGGAAACCAAGGAGAAUAACAUUGCAGCCCGAAUUGAGAAUCGCUGAUAGUGUUGCUUGCCCUAUGGAUUUGAGUUCGGGUAAUGUCAUCGUACAGAGCACCAGAAAUAUUGAUAUUGACGUUACAGUUUAUGAUGACAGUGGUAACAGAUUCUUGAAUUUCACCAGCCUGAAUUUGGACUGGAGAAUAACUCCAGCAGGGAGCGGAGUUUUGUUGAACAAAGAUGGCGUUUUUCCCAAAAACUUGACGGUAGGAGAUGUUCCAGUAGGCCAUAGAUUCACACAAGUAGUUGAACCCUCAUUGGAUAAGGGUAGCUUGGUGAUCAAUGUUACAGUGAAAGGUUAUAAAGAGAGGCUACUGAAGAGUUAUUAUAUUGUUCAUGAGCAGCCAGAAUUUAUGUCUGAAGAAGAUCAUGAUGAGUUGCCACCAAUUUCUGCGUCUUUAUCUCUCUAUUUAGUAGAAGAUACAAUCAUUUCACCUAAUCUAGUGACGAUUUUUAACCAUCCUGGAAACAAAAUAUCCGUUCCUGUCAAGCAGGGUUCAGGUUAUUUCGAAAUAGCUCUAAGUGCUGACGAAGUCGCUUUGAUCAAAUACAUAGAAACGUCGCAUGAGAUUGAAAUUAUACCUGUUAGAUCUGGAGAAUUAACCGUACAGCUUAUUGACUUGUGUCUGGUAUCACGUCCAGCUACGUUGAUAAUCAACGUAGUGUCUGUGGGCAUCAUUCGAGUUGAAAUGCCGGAUAAGGUAGAGAUAGGAAAAUGUAUCCCAGCUAUUGUCCGGUUGUACGAUGAAAACGAUAAUUUGAUGGAUAUUCCUGAGCCUGGUAUGAUUGAUUUGAGACCUGAAAUGGAAAAUAAGAUCGGAAAUAUACAGAGGGCUGAAAAUGACCCUACCAAACCGUGGGGAGUCGGUGAAAUCCAUUACAUUAUCACGGGAGUCGAACUUGGUGAUACCAAGCUGGUAUUUACUGUUAGUGGGAGCGAUGAAGAUGUGACUAGUGCUCCGUUAGACUUACAAGUUUUUGAACCUCUCAGACUAUCUCCGAGAAACGGUUCAAUUCUGAUUGGUUCCAUAAUACAAUUGAUGAUUAAAGGUGGACCAAGGCCUGAUACAAAUAUCGUUUUUACUUCGUCUCCAGCAAAAGUUGCCGAAGUGACAGAAGGCGGACUGGUAAAAGGAAAAUCACUUGGUACAACUAGAAUUUUCGCUCAAGCAAGAGGAAUUCAUCCUUCUACUGGUCAGAGUGUGAUUUAUUCAGAGGAUACAGUUGAACUGCAGGUAGUGGAACUCCAAGCAAUAAAAAUCCUUGCGCCUCUGGCCAGGUUUAAGGUUGGUUCGAAAGUACCAUUCUGGUGCUUUGGUGUGCCAGACGUGUCUCCGAUGGUUCUGGGCAGUCUGGAGAAUCCUCCGAUAAAUUUCAAAUGGACAGUCGACGACAAACUUCUGGUGGAUCUGAGCGGAGCUUUUCACCCGAUUGGUGUGUUCAAAAAGAAACCAGACAGAGUGGCCAUCAAGGUUCACGGUUUGCAACCCGGCAGAACUAGGUUGCUCGUUAAUGCCACCGUACCAGGACCCACGGCGAAUGUCGCUAAUUUAGAGAGCGUGAUGUUAUCGGCUUGGUUCGACAUUGAGGUUAUUCAGGAGUUUAGUUUGUUGCUUCCCAAAGAUGUGCCGGGUACUUCGCUGCUGAUGGCUCCAUUUUCUGAAAUUCAGCUGAAGACCAAUAUGGAUAGCAGCAGUGCAAAAAUAGUAUAUUCGUUACCAGGAGACCAAGCCCCGUCCACCGAACUGCUAGCAGACAAGUCAGUCACCAAUGACGUCAUAGUCUCCAUAACCCCGACUGGUACACUCAAAUCAUUCGGCGUCUUAGGUCAUACCUUGCUCAUAAUCACCGCCACAGAUGAACAGGGACUGAAACAGCGCCUAUCGAUAGUCGUUGAAGUGAAAGUCAUACAGUACAUGAGUUUGAACGUACUGGCCAACUGGCGUAUUCAUUCUGAUAGCCCCCUUAGGACUGUUCCUCUGGGUACUGAAUUCCAGGUCAAAGCCACCUUCCAUGAUAAUAUGGGUAACAUGUUCCAAGCUGGACCAAAAGAUCUCAAGGUUAGGACCAGUCGCUGUGAUUUGAUUAAACUGACUGAUAGUACAGAGGAUGCUACUAUUUGGAUACAGACUAAGAAACCAGGGAACACUAUGUUGAAGGCUUGGGCUGAUGGCAUCUCAAAAACUGCUGAUUAUAUCAAAAUCAAUGUAGAACAAUCAGUUAGACCUCUGCUAGAAGAACUAACAAGCGGCGACAUAAUCUGCUUGUGGACGCCCGUCGUGAACGAGUACAACUCCCCGGGCACGUGGCGCAGCAGCGACAAUUCCCUCAUCCACCUCAACCCCGCCUUGGACAUCGGCUGGGUAGGCAACAAGGAGGGGGUGGUCGUGCUGACUCACUCGUUGCUGCAGGCCGCGCCGAUUCAUAUCCAGGUGAACCCCGUCACCGAGAUAGAGUUCUUCGACGAUCCCAACCUCAUUUUGACCAACGGAGUGGUCGAUAGUCUCGUGAGGGUUGUGUUGGUGUUGCAGAGUGAGAAGACUAUUGGCAUAAAAACCAAUAAUUUGAUUCAAGGUUGGAGGUGCAGAACUGAUGUCAGAAAGUUGGUGAGACCUUCUGGCUUCAUAUGCUUCGUGGAACUUUCCAAUAAUACACUUUCUAUUUCUGCCGAUCAACUGUUCAAUGUAACCACUAGCUGGGUUCCGGAGACUGGUCAGUAUGCUUGUAAACUUAUUAAUUUGGGAAUUAAUGGAACGGACAUUGCUAUAUUGAAAACAUCCAUUAUUCUUUGGGCUACUACUGAUGAUGGUGAAGUAACAUCCAGAAAGUUGAACAUCAGGUUCUUACCCGGCGUUUUUACUGCCAGAGAAAUAACUUUGAGUGAAAAUAGUUUUACUGGAGAAUUAAUAGUUGUAGGACUGCUCGAAGUUCUGGAGCAAAUUGAGGUUUAUCCAGCUGAUAGCAGCAUUCUAUAUGUGAAUAAAGGAAAAUCGAUAAAUGAAACUUCAAGAAAAUAUGAAAUUCAGCUCAUUGACUACCAUUGGAGGUUAGCAGACAUGCAAGAUGCUAUGGGCAUCAUAGUAUCAUCCCCCCUAACAAAACAAAAUAUAAAAAUCAUUGUCAAAGUCACCGGAAAUGUAGAAAAACAAAUGUGCGCUGCAGGGAGAUCUCCGAUAUUUGUGUUUUUGCAGAACUACAAGUAUGCAAUAGCUAUGGCUAUUGCAAUGAUGAUUAUUUUCUUCUUAACUUUCUAUUUCUAUUCCAACUAUAUGCAGCCUGUGGUCAACGUCAACGUGAACCCUACCCGUUCCAUGCUAUCGGCCGGCCAAAUCUCGACUCCUGGCCAAUCGCCUCAUCGAUGCGCCGCCAUGAACCCCGCCAACAUGACAAGGAUAACCCCGAACAUUUCGCCCGGUAGUCCCAAUCGCAGUCACACGAACUGCAAUCGGUUCAAUUGCUCUUGCUGCGCUACCGCCACCAGUGCUCGAGAACCUAUUUAUGGGGACGCCAGCAGCUUUUAUAACAGUCCGGAGAUCCGGAGAAAUCGACGUUUGAUGUGAGUUAAAUGAGUGUUUAUUUAUUGUUUGGUGGAGACUGCCGUUUUUUUUUUAACUCGAAGACUGUACAUAAACCUCAGGUUGUAAAUAAUGAUUAUUGUACAGCAUGUGUUUGUAAUUGAUUUUGAAAACAAAUAAAUUGAUUUUUGACAAGAUUGAUAUGUUUCAAG
Molecule: messenger RNA, 6016 nt
Organism: Phaedon cochleariae (mustard beetle)
Lineage: Eukaryota; Metazoa; Arthropoda; Insecta; Coleoptera; Chrysomelidae
Source: the annotation of a GenBank genome assembly